AUUCAAAAUAGAAGGUAUUAUAUCAAGCCAUGGAGCACCAAAGGCUCAACAUCAUUAGGAACUUCCUCAAGCCAGGCUUGACAAACUUCAAAUUCCCUAGCCUUGUGAGGUAAAGCAUGAGCAACCCUAUUACCCUUUAACAUGUGAAAAAAUCACACUUCACAUGUCCUGAAGGAGCUAAGCAAGGAUUAUUUUUUUCUGCAGAAAAUAAAUAAUCGUGGCUGAGUCCCCUUGGAAGACCACAUCUGAAACACCAAUUUCAAUUUCCUGGGCAAAGCGAAGAGCACAGCACGGCAACAAGCCAAGGCUUCAAACUCUUCAAACGUAUAAACCUUAUUGGGAACUUCUUUGCACAAACAAUUAAAGUAAGGUGGAUUUGAGCAGCCCGGCCCAACAUUUUUAGCAGAUUCAAGCAACAACCUAUAUAUAUUUUGUACUAAUCAUUUAACAAUUUACCAAAGUGUAAAAUUUCUUUGAGUCUACUUUCUCUUAGACCUUCCUAGUUGCGUUCCAACCCCCACCAAAAAAAAAAAAAAACGUUGUGGCGAGCCCAUGUGAGGUGUUGUGUUAGGGUUUAGGGUAACAAAAUUGUGAAUUUUAUUGUUAAAAAAGAAAAGGCAAAAAAAGCCAUAGAAGGGAAGGGUUUCGGUUUGCUGUGGGUAUUUGGCUGCCAAAGGCGAUAUUGGAAGGGAAGGGAGGCAUCAGGCAUGGCAUCAACGCCAGUUGAGGUUCAAAAAGUUUUGCAUAUGAUGUUUGCGUUCUACUGCAAAUCAAGAGGAAUCUUGAGAGAUUCUUCUUAUCAUGGAAAAAAAAAGUUUUUAAUUUAUGGUACCUCAAGUGGUGUCCAUAAUUCAUCAUGGAAACCAAGUCAAAAGCACCUAUAUACAGUAAAUAUAAAUGCUGCAGUGCAGAGGUACCGAGCAAACUUGGGAAAAAAAUUGGGCGGCACGGGAUUUGUAGUCCGUGAUCAGGAUUACUUCCCAAUUUGUUGUGGGUCGUCAUGGACUAUCAAUGACAAUGAAGAAGUUCUUGACUUAGAUGUGAAGGCUGCAUAUAGAUGGGGAAAGUUGAUUAUUGAUAGGUAUAAAUUAAAUGACUUUAAUAUUCAAAUGGAUUCAAAUUACAUUCCUGCUAAACUCAGUCGGAAUAAGAAAUACAAAGAGACUAAAGUUGACCAAACUUUGAAGAUGAUUAGAUCCAAGAUGCUUGAGGAAAAGGAUUGCAACAUUGAGUUUGAGUGGAUUAGUAGUCAUAUCAACACAGUGGCUGAUUCUUUUGCAAAAUUAGGAUGUGACAUCCACUUUGCAAAGGAAAAUGGAGGUGACUUAACGAGAGUUCUACCUUCACAUGAGUUUUAUGAUUUGACAGACUACCCUAAAUGGAGUGGGGAUGAUGAAUAUGGAUUUUCGGAGUUUUUUGAUGAGUCAACGUAUGUAACUUGGGAUGGAGAAACCGGAUAUCCAGCUGGUUUUAAAGAAGUUUUGUUCAAUAGUUUUAGGAACAAAAUUAUUAUUCCAACUGAUACAUCGGGAGAUGCUACUACCAUCACAUUUCCGGAAUUCAAUAUUGCCGACCCAAUUGGAAAACAAAUUUUGGGAAACAUUGAUGUCUUGGCAAGCCUCAUUACAAAUAAGGAGAUUUCGAGGUUGAUAAUUCAAUUUUGGUGCAAGGAGGAAGAUAAUCCAAGAGAAGAAGUUUUAGUGGAUGUUAAUCAUCUACACAAAGAGAAAGAGAAGAAUCCAGUGAACGAUUUGUACAACCUGUUGGAAAGCUUCCAGAUCCAAAAGGAGAAAACUACUGCUAUGCCUUUUACUGAGGGUGUGCUUAAAUUAUAUGCUCAGUAUACGAAGAGCACAGACAAGAUAAAUUCUGACAUCAAACACUCAGUAUUGAGCCCAAUAGUUGAGUUUCAUAGGAGGUGGAAGUAUUUUGGUUCUGUCGCCUAUCAAAUCACGAUAACCACUCAGUUGCCAGAAUCAGAGGAUGACCUUCAUCGGUUUGAAGCAUACAAAGAGAAGUUACAUGACCUACCUAUUGUGGGUGAUCAAGACAGUAGAUACGUCACUCAUAUAAACACAAUAGGCAGCCUAAAAUCUGUAACUUCGACAGCUCCUGCCUUUUUUGGAAUCAAAGUCACAAAGACGGCAUUUGAACUUUUCUCCAAAACACAAUUGGUGUGGAAUUCAGAGAAAAAGUGCAUGAUAUCACCUUUAACCACAGACCAGCAAGCUUGGAAAAAGGCAAAAGAGAAACCAUCAGGCCCAGGCGCUUUAUCCCCAUCCAUGUUUCGGAGAGCCUGAAGGAUCUCUUCCUUCUCAAACUGUCACUCCAAGUGAGCUGCACUAGCUCUGUCAAUGGAAUUGAAAGGCAUCCUAUCUAAUUUUGGUGGCCAUGGUUCCAUUUCCUGAUACAGAUCCUUAUAGAACUGCCCCACAAUUUCCUUAAUCACAUCUUGAUCAUUGGUGAUAUCUUCACCCACUUUAAGACUACCAAUAUGAUUGUACCUGUGAUGCGAAUUGGCCAGACGAUGAAAAAAGGAUGUAGUCCUAUCCCCUUCCUUCAACCACAGUGCCCUGGAUUUUUGUUGGUAGCUGAUUUCCUCCAUAACAGAAAAUUUUGCAGCUCUGUCUUCUUUGCUGCCCUCUCCAAUCUUUCUUCCUCAUGAAAGUAAUUUGUGUCCUCCAGCCGGUCCAUCUCUCUGAUUCCCCCGAAAUUUGAUUUUUUUUGUCUUGUCACAUCUCCAAUAUUUUCUUUGCUACAUGUCCUCAAAUCAAACUUUAGAGAUUUGAACCUUCUGAUUUCGUCCACAUAUUCUCAAACUUAAAAGAACUAUUUCCUCUGCUAAAUUACUGUCCAGCAAUACAGGAAUGUGAUCUGACACAGCCCUUGGAAGUAGCCUCUGACUCAAACCAGGGAAAUGGCCGUCCCAUUUUGGAGAUACCAAAAAUCUAUCUAGGCGAGACAUAGAAGGUGGGGUAUGAUUAUUCGACCAGGUAAAACUACCCCCUUCCAGUGGAAAAUCUAUCAAAGCAUGAUCUGAAAUAAAUUCAGAAAAAUCUCCCAUCCCUGAACUGAUUCUUGUAGCUCCCUUCCUCUCGGCGAUUCCCCAUGGUAAAGACAGCCAGCUGUGUACCCCUGCUAGUUCCUCCCACAAGAACUUCCUGGCUAAAUCAUUAGAAGUUCCAUACACCCCUGAAAAUAUCCAUUUGAAACCAUCUGCCACAUUCUGAAAUUUGCAAGACACAACACACUCUCCUGCUGCCUCAUCAUCUUUUUCAAUCACUCUUUUAUCCCAUUUUUGCUUCUUGGAGACAUAUAUAACAUCAACCCUCCAACCUCUUAGCAAAUUACAUACUUGCAAACGUGUCUCCUUAUCAUUGAAACCUUUCUCCUCUUAGCAGAUAUACUAUGUAUCCUAUUGUAAAUGAAUCAGUUUUUGGGUGAGGGUAUAUGUUGUUAUUAAGCUAUUGUAGUUUUUUCCAUAAAAAAGAAAAAAAGGAAAUAGAAGAAACUAUUGUAGUUUCAUAAAAAACAAGAAAUGGAGGCUGGUCGUAACAGCACUUCAUGGUAAUUCUUGUGUGUAACUUUCAUAUGAUACAUAAAAUUUCCGCAAGUCUAUAAGCCAUCCUUAUUCCUCCUAAAUAAUAUCAUUUAUGCCGAGUGUAUUAGGAAAUCAUUCUCAAAUAUUAAACAAGUUGGUAGGAGCAUGUUGUCCAUUGGAUUUAAACAAUUUCAAAUCAACAAGUUUUCAAUUAUAUGAUGCAUAGCAGCUCCAUGCGCAUGCAUAGCUCAAAUAGAAGUAUCACCAUUUGCAAUACUAGAAGCAUCUAUAUACUUCUCAAAAAAAAAAAAAAAAAAAAAAUACUAGAAGCAUCUAUUUUGAAAAUCUUUUUCAGUGGAUUAAAGAAUACUAUGAUUGGAUAGAUUUUUGAAGUUGUUGAUAUUGAUGAAAUUAUGUAAUUGUUGCACUUUCCAUCUUAUGGUAUUUAUAAUUCAUACUUCAUACACAUCUUACUGGUCACUAUAACCAAUAUUAUUUCUUAUGCAAUUAUGCCACAGCUAAAUGAUUUUUUUGUUUCCUUCCACUAGGACUUAUGCCCAAUUGGUUUCUUUUCAGGAUUGGAAACUUGAUCAAAGAAUGAAAUGCUUAAGGAUCUUUAAGCCAUUUUGCUAUCUUAAUUAUUAAAAAUUGUCUUCUUCCAUAUUAGAUCCAUGUUUUCUGCGUUUAAGAAUUGAAGCAUAAAUGUGUUAGAUGAUGUUGUUAUCCUGUGCAGUUUUAAUGUCUGAAAUUGUGGCUAUAUAUGUUUUGUGAGAUUUGAAGUUUAAACCAACCAAAUGCCAAGUUCAGUGACCACCAACUUCUUUUGUAUAUAUGAGAUAUUGAACUCAUUUUCAUGGAUUUAUCACUAAAGCCUUUGAUUUAUUUCUCCUGGGUUAGAUUAAGUUCGAAUAAUCAUAUGUGAUCUAUUAUAAUCUCUAUGUUUCUUUUGUGAAUGGUAAAAUUGAUGAAUUUAAUUCAGAUCAUGGAGAGUUGGUCAGUGAAAAUGAUACUAAUUACAGUAGCGAGCUUGAAGAAGGCUGCAAUAUCAAUUACGGGACUGUGGCUGAAGAGAAUUUGAGUGAGCUCUAGUUCAUCUUCGACAGCACGAGGUUUUGUUUGGGGGUCUAGAACAGCUAUUCUUUUGGAGCCAAUUUCACACGAUUCCUCAUGAUCACUAAAUAGAACCCAUUUGGAUUUGGCUGAAUCGCCCAGAAAAUUGUGGAAAAGUCAAAAAAAUUGGUCUGAGAAAAGUUUGGAAGCCAAAGCCCACCGCAAGAUGAUGGGGGUUGAACAACCAUCAGCUUGGAUUUGAGAUAAACAAAACGUGAUGAGGACAAUCCUUUGGUAAAAAUAUCAGCAACCUGAUCAAGGGUAAAGAUGAACUUGACUAUGAUGUCACGAUUGACUACCUUCUUGCUAACAAAAUGCACAGGAGCUACCUUAAGAGGAAUCUGAAUUUCUUGAAACAACAUUCGCAACCAGCAAAGUUCAGCUGUGGUGAUGGCUCAGGAACGAUACUCAGCUUCAGUACUAGACUGGGAAACAACAACUUCUUUCUUAGUACUCCAAGAAAUAAGACAAUCUCCAAGGAAAACUGAAAAUCCGGAAGUAGAGCGUCGAUUAUCAAGGCUACCAGCCCAAUCCGAAUCACAGAAGGCAUUAAGUUGGAGAGAACCUUUAGAGUACAACAACCCAUGAUCAGGUGUACCCUUAAGAUAGCGUAAUACACGCUUUGCAGCUAAUAAGUGAGUUGAAGUUGGAGCAUGUAGAUGCUGACAAAAUUGAUUAACUGAGAAAGCAAUCUUUGGACGAGUGAAAGUACAAUAUUGUAAGGAGCCAACAAUAUGCCGAUAUACAGUAGGAUCAUUUAGUAAGUCACCAUCAUAUUUAGAGAGCUUAGAGGUAGAAGAACAAGGUGACUUGGAAGGUUUUGCAUCAGCCAUGUGAGUGCGAUGGGCCUGGAAGAAAUUUUAUCAUUUAAGAAAGUUGAAGGGAAACUCAUAAAUAGCUAUUCCUUUAUUACUGGGAGAACUUUGACAUGGUUUCAUUGCUAAAAGUACACUGUGAAAUGCAGUCCAAGGUGGCAUCAAGAAUCGAGGAUCUGUAUCCAGACAGGGAAGAGGCUACAAAGCAAAUAUUUGGUUCAGUGCAGUGUGUCAAAAAUGUUUGUUGAACUUGGCCACAACAAAUCUGAUGCAUCAUGUGACUGGUGGUUGCAAAAUGGUUAAGGUGAAUAAUGGUAAGUGAGUACAUGCUCUGGAACCUGUUAGAAAGAUGCACAUUAAUGAGUUUAUAACACUUUGGAGAAAGAAUCAGCAAGAAAAAGAUUCACUGGAAUGGGCAAAGAAGCUAUUGGAGCAUUCAAUAAGGUAGUUUACAAGUGAAUUGCUUCAGGGCCUACCGAAUUGCUUAACACCCUUAUAUUACUGAGAAAUUUCAGAACAUGUGAUCUAAAAAUUUAAUGUAAUAAAUUACCAUGGAGAGUUGAUCUUGAUGUUUCCAUUUUGUCUACUGUCUAGCAGACUAGCACUACUAUAUGUGCAUUCUGUAUAUGCCAUAUGGCAAGACAGAACAGUCAAAGACUUCAAAUCUAGUUGCCAAUGUGGUAGCAAUGCUUGAUUUCAUUAAGCUACAGCUAUAGGAAUGAACUGUAAAAAAAUUUAAGUCUAGCUGCCAAUGUGGCAAUGUUUGAAUUCAUUAAGCUACAGGUAUAAGAAUGAUGUGGGAAUGAUAAGAUACUACCUUAUUAGUUGU
Molecule: messenger RNA, 6295 nt
Organism: Quercus lobata
Lineage: Eukaryota; Viridiplantae; Streptophyta; Magnoliopsida; Fagales; Fagaceae
Exons: 16
Coding region: 708-2300 (530 amino acids)
Molecular function (GO): nucleic acid binding; RNA-DNA hybrid ribonuclease activity
Source: RefSeq, a predicted model, not a curated record